AUGAACAGUAAAUACCGUAAACACCGUUUAACACCGAAACAUCAAGAUUCCCUAUGUUUAAUAUUCUCAAUUUUCACUGCAAAUGAUAUAAGGAACUUGAGUGUAACAAAUAUUAGAACAUCAUUAUCUUUUAAUAUUCUUGGACAUCCACUAAAGAAUGGAUUAUAUGACCCAUCUUUAGGUGCAAUGAAAAACAGUUCAGAGCUAUGCAGUACAUGUGGACAAAACGGUUCCAAGUGUCCAGGUCAUUUUGGUCAUAUAGAAUUACCAAUACCUGUUGUGAAUCCGUUAUUCCACAAAAUAUUGUCUAUGUUACUUAAACUGGCAUGUUUAAGUUGCUUCACGUUACAAGUGCCAUCGUACAUCAAAUUAUUGUUGUCCGCAAAAUUAAAAUUACUGUACCAAGGACAACUUUGCGAUCUUGAUGGUUUGGAUGAAGAAGUAACAUCCAUAUUAUCGAAUAUUGUUAAAGAAGAAGAACGAACAGAGUAUAUUCGUAAUGUAAUUGACACUUACAUGCAGAACUUCUUCAAUAGAAAUAAAUAUAGUCAAAACAAGAAUUCUGAGAAUCAAACUAAUAUAAAGAAUAUCAUUACGCAAUGGCACACAUAUAUUGAAAGUAUACUUAAACAAUAUGUGAGAACCAAUAAAGCUGGAAUAUGCAUGAAUUGUCACGAUAGUCUUCCAAAAAUAUCAACACUACAAAACAAGAUAAUGAUAAACAACAAGAAAAUUACAUCUUCUAAAGAAGUACUCUCAAGCAAAGUGGCACAUAAAUUGGAAACUAUUAUGGUUAUGCCAGAUCAGUCAAAGGAAUACCUACGAAAAAUAUGGAAUAACGAAAGAGAUUUUCUCAAAAUAAUUGUACCUUGUUUAGAAUUGGUAGAUAUUGAAUAUCCCACUGAUAUAUUCUUUUUCGAGGUAAUACCUGUGCUACCACCGAUCGUACGGCCGAUGAAUCUUCUUAAUGGCCAAAUGAUUGAACAUCCUCAAACUCACAUUUAUAAGAGCAUUAUACAGGAUUGUUUAGUCUUGAGGAAUAUUAUACAAACUAUCCAAGAUGGAGGUAUUGAUCACUUACCCCAGGAAGGUCGGCUUGUUUUCGAACAAAUAAAAGGAACUACAGCAGUUGAAAAGUUGCACAAUGCUUGGCAAGCGUUACAAAACAAUGUGAAUCACUUGAUGGAUCGCGACAUGAAUAAAACGCCAGAAUCCAUCAAUGGUCAAGGCUUGAAACAAAUUCUGGAAAAAAAAGAAGGUAUUAUUAGAAUGCAUAUGAUGGGUAAAAGAGUGAAUUUUGCUGCACGUACAGUUAUUACUCCAGAUCCUUAUUUGAAUAUCGAUGAAAUUGGCAUUCCUGAAGCUUUUGCCCGCAAAUUAACGUAUCCUACAUCUGUAACACCGUGGAAUGUUACCGGAUUGAGACGAUUAGUCUUAAAUGGUCCCAAUGUUCAUCCCGGUGCAGUUCUAGUGGAAAAUGAAGACGGAUCGAUACAAGCCAUUAAUAGCAACGAUUGUACGCAGAGAGAAGCUAUCGCGAAACGUCUCUUAAAAACGAGCAAUAGGACCAACGAGUCUUUUAUCGGUGUGAAAAUAGUACAUCGACAUCUUCAAAAUGGCGAUAUAUUGCUAAUAAAUAGACAACCAACAUUACAUAAACCGAGUAUAAUGGCUCACAAAGCACGUAUUCUCAAGGGAGAAAAAACAUUACAUCUUCAUUAUGCGAAUUGUAAAGCGUAUAAUGCAGACUUUGAUGGAGAUGAACUUAACGCUCAUUUUCCACAAAAUGAAUUAGCUAGAAGCGAAGGUUAUAACAUAGCUAAUGUAUCCAACCAAUAUCUCGUGCCAAAAGAUGGAACUCCAUUAAGUGGUCUUAUACAGGAUUACAUGGUGUCAGGUGUACGACUAACGACUAGGGGUAGAUUUUUUUCAAAGGUGCAUUACAUGCAAUUAGUUAGUAUGGCACUGCCAAUAAUGCAAAAGGACGUAGUUCUGUUAUCGCCAACUAUCAUUAAACCGAAAAUGUUGUGGUCGGGUAAACAAAUUCUUUCAACAGUCAUAAUCAAUAUUAUUCCCUCGCAUAAAACACGAAUUAAUUUAGUCUCUAGAACGAAAAUUAAUGCGAAAGAAUGGCAAGCAGAGACACCACGACGUUGGAAAUGUGGUACAAAAUUUAAAAAUUCGAUAACUAUGUCGGAAGCAGAAGUUAUAAUUCGACACGGAGAAUUAUUGUGUGGGAUAUUUGAUAAAAUGCAUUAUGGUGCAACUCCUUACGGUUUUAUUCAUUGUAUUUACGAAUUAUAUGGUGCAAUAUGCGCAAGCGAAAUGUUAAAUGCAUUUGGUAGACUAUUCCAAAUGUUUCUACAGUGCGAUGGUUUUACUCUCGGUGUCGAGGACAUUUUAAUAAUUCCUAAAAUUGACGAGAAACGUAAGGAGAUUAUUUCCGAGUGCAGAAAAACUGGCGAAACUAUUCAAAGAUCUAUGGUAGAAGUAUCUGAGGAUACACCUAUGAACGAAAUUCAAGCUAAGAUGGAAGAAUCUUAUUGGAAUAAUUCAAAAUUUCGCGCGCAAGUUGAUCACAAAUAUAAGAGCACUUUAGACGUUUAUGUCAAUAAUAUUAACAAAGUUUGUCUGCUGAUGGGACUUUUUAAGAAGUUCCCAGACAAUAAUUUACAGCUUAUGGUGAAAUCUGGUGCAAAGGGAUCUAUGGUUAAUACUAUGCAAAUAUCAUGUUUGCUCGGUCAAAGCGAAUUAGAAGGUAAAAGGCCACCUUUGAUGAUCAGUGGGAAAAGUUUAUCAAGUUUCCCAGCCUAUGAUUCAACACCUAGAGCAGGUGGUUUCAUCGAUGGCAGAUUUAUGACCGGCAUCAAACCCCAGGAAUGCUUUUUUCAUUGUAUGGCUGGACGCGAAGGUCUUAUCGAUACUGCCGUAAAAACUAGUAGGUCUGGUUACUUACAAAGAUGUUUAGUUAAACAUCUCGAAGGCUUGAUUGUUAGUUACGAUGCGACGGUUAGAGAUCACGACGGUAGCUUAAUUCAGUUUUAUUACGGAGAGGACGGUCUCGACGUACCGGGUUCGUGUUUUCUAAAAAAGAAUCAAAUCACAUUUCUAGUUGAUAAUAAAGAUUCUAUUAUGGAUGCAAAGUUAUUGGAAUGUCUAAAAGGAAAUGAUAAAGAGAUUGCGAAGACGAUAAAAAAGAUCAAAAAAUGGGAAAAUAAAAAUGGUUCCUCGUUGCAAAGGAGGAGGAUCAGUGAGUUUAGUAAAUUUUCUAUGGAGAAUUCCGAUCAAAACGAAGAGAAACAAAAAAUCGAUCCUAGUAAUGGAAGAAGCAAAGCUACGUUAUCGCUUAUCGAAAAGUGGGUAAAUGCAGAAAAGGAACUGAAAGAGUUAUAUCACGCACAAUGUACCAGAUGUCCCGAUCCAAUAAUGUCAAAAUAUAGGCAAGACAUUCAAUUUGGAGUAUUAUCUGAACAGAUAGAACACUUGAUUGAUGAAUAUCUCUCUUGUUCGACAAAAAUUAAAAAAUCUGUUUUGAGAGAUUUAUUAUCCAUUAAAGUUAUGAAAACGAUUUGUCCGCCUGGCGAACCAGUUGGUUUAUUAGCGGCACAAUCUAUAGGUGAACCAUCUACUCAAAUGACUUUGAACACUUUUCAUUUUGCAGGACGUGGAGAAAUGAAUGUGACUUUAGGUAUUCCAAGAUUACGUGAAAUCUUGAUGACGGCGUCGAAAAACAUGAAAACUCCGAGUAUGGAAAUACCAUUCCGAAAUAACUUGCAAAAUCUUGAAAAACAUAUAAAGAAGCUGAGAUUGACACUAACAAAAUGUGUUCUACGCGAUGUAUUAAAAGACAUUGUAAUAAGCAGACGAAUGGAGGAAAGCCCACACAGAAGAUUGGUGCACACUUUAAAAAUCAAAUAUCUUCCUCAUAAAUACUACAAGAAAGAGUUUUCUGUUCAUCCGCGGGAUGUGAUUAAAUGUACUGAAGAACAAUUUUUUAAAAAUAUGUUCAAAGAAAUUAAAAAAUCUGCCAAUAUUUCUAAAGUUUUAUUAAAGUUACAUUUUGAAGGAGAAAAAAGACGAAUAAACGAUGAGGACGCAAUAAUAGAUCAAAUUGAUCCUGACGAAGUUGUAUCGGAAAAUUCUAGAAGCAAAACACGGAUGGAUUUAGGAGAGAUGCACGAGUCAUCCGACGAGGAACAAGUCGGGGAAGACGCCGAUGCUACAAUGACUAAAUCAUUAUUGCGUCAUCGAGAGAAUCAAGAAUAUGAAGAUCCUGAAGAAGGGGAAGAAGAAGAAGAAGAAACUGAAGAUAUUAUAUUAAAUGAUAAAGAGGAAGAAGUAAACGAUAAUAAUAAUAAUGCAAGUAGAACUUCCAAGGCUGAGGAAGAUGAUGAUGAUGAUGAUGAUGAUGAUACUCGUAAGAAAUUAAAUCGUAGAAAAGAUAAAUUUACUAAUAGGAAGGAUCGUGUCUUGAAUAUGUAUGAAAAUGCUAUGGAUUAUGAUUAUGAUGAGAAUAAACUAUCAUGGUGCACAUUCACUUUUUGGUUACCACUUAAAACGAUCAGAUUGGAUUUGCCGACAAUAAUCAAGAAUACUGUGAAUAAAACUGUCUUAUGGGAAACAAAGUAUAUUAAGAAAGCUUUUACAUUUCAAAACAAUGAAGGCGAAACAAUUCUUAAAACAGAUGGUUUAAAUAUAGCGGAAAUGUUCAAAUACGAAAACAUACUUGAUUUAAACAGAUUAUAUUCCAACGACAUUUAUAAUAUCUCUCAAACAUAUGGAAUUGAAGCUGCAUAUCGAGUUAUUGUAAAAGAAAUUAAAGAUGUCUUCAAGAUGUAUGGCAUCACCAUUGACUCUAGACAUCUGUCCUUAAUCGCAGAUUAUAUGACCUUCGACGGUACGUUCAAACCACUUAGUCGAAAAGGAAUGGAGAAUUCCGCUUCACCAUUACAGCAAAUAAGUUUCGAAAGUUCGCUGGGCUUUUUGAAAACGGCGACAUUGCAAGGAAAAAAGGAUGAUAUAUUAUCACCUUCGAGUAGAUUGAUGUUAGGACAACCGUGCAAAUCUGGAACUGGGGCAUUUUCUAUUUUACCAUCAUUUUUUUAA
Messenger RNA from Cyphomyrmex costatus, 5106 nucleotides. It is a transcript of the gene RpI1, whose product is annotated as RNA polymerase I subunit RpI1. Lineage: Eukaryota; Metazoa; Arthropoda; Insecta; Hymenoptera; Formicidae. The transcript is spliced from 6 exons. Gene Ontology annotation, biological process: DNA-templated transcription. The record is from RefSeq and is a predicted model, not a curated record. Gene Ontology annotation, cellular component: RNA polymerase I complex. The coding region runs from base 1 to 5106 and encodes 1701 amino acids. Gene Ontology annotation, molecular function: DNA binding.